AUGCAAGUGCAUAGCCAGGAUAGAUAUCAAUUAUGGGGAGGUUGCUUCGAGGAGGAAGCCUCGACGGAUCUGAAGCAUCUUAAUGACUCUCUUUCAGUGGACAGUCGAUUGUUUGCCGAGGAUAUCCGUGGCAGUAGAGCCUGGGCUAAAGAACUGAAUUUAUCGAAACAUAUAUCUGAUGAUAUUUACAAAGCUAUCGUAGAAGGACUGGAUAAGGUUGAAGAGGAUAUAAAAAAAGAAUUAACAAAGAAUGGUCGGCUUAUGGAUGAAGAAGAAGACAUCCAUUCGGUGGUGGAAAGCCGACUUCGGGAAUACGCGGGUGAUGCUGCUCUUCAUCUCCACACGGCUCGCAGUCGGAACGACCAGUCUGCUACAGACACGAAACUAUGGAUGCUUAAUUCGCUAAAGAAAUUAUUAAAUGAAGUUAUUCAACUCAUUUCGGUAACAAUAAUUCGUGCUGAGAAUGAGAUAGAUAUAAUAGCUCCAGGAUAUACCCACCUACAACGAGCGCAACCAAUACGAUGGAGUCACUUCCUCUUAAGCUAUGUCUGGCUUUUCAAAGAAGACGUUUCGCGAUUAGAAGAACAAAUUGUUCGUCUAUCAACAUGUCCUUUGGGAAGUGGGGCGAUUGCUGGAUGUGCGUUACAGAUCGAUCGCAUCAGGCUGGCUCAUAGUCUUGGGUUCAAUGAUAUAACACCUAACUCAAUGUGCGCUGUUGGAUCUCGAGAUUACAUAGUUGAGUUUUUAAAUUGGUCUGCCUUGUGUGGAUUGCAUCUGAGUCGGUUCGCGGAGGACCUGAUAAUUUACAGUUCCCAAGAAUUUGGCAUUGUACAAUUAUCGGACAAAUUCUCCACUGGGUCGAGUCUGAUGCCUCAGAAGAGGAACCCAGAUGGAUUGGAGCUGAUAAGGGGAGCUGCUGGAUUACUGUUGGGGGACAGUUUCUCAUUCGCUUGUACUUUAAAAGGAUUGCCGAGUACCUAUAACAAAGAUUUGCAGGUGGACAAAGAGAUCAUGUUUAGGUCUUAUGACAGACUGAUGCAUUGUAUACGGGUCAUGAAUGGAACAAUCAAGACUAUGACUGUCAAAUCUGAAAAGGCAGUAGCUCUGUUGGAUCCGGGCAUGUUGGCCACAGAUGUUGCUCACUACUUGGUGCGUCGAGGAGUGCCAUUUCGACGAGCGCAUCACGUUGUUGGAUCCACCUUACGACGGGCUGCUGCACUUGGAGUGACUCUUCAGAACAUGCCGCAUGAAGAAUACGUUGCAAUAUGCCCAGAUUUUGGCACAGAAGAUGAAUUUAAAAAGAUAUUCUCGUGGGAAGCCAGCGUGGAACAGUAUUCGAGUGCGGGCGGGACAUCUCGCGCCGCUGUGCUUCAACAGAUACAAACUUUAGCCGAGUGGCUGCAAAAAUAUAAAAGCUGCUGA
Messenger RNA from Pieris macdunnoughi, 1422 nucleotides. Lineage: Eukaryota; Metazoa; Arthropoda; Insecta; Lepidoptera; Pieridae. The record is from the annotation of a GenBank genome assembly.